AAUCAGCGUCUGGAGGAGGCGUGGCCUCUUUCAAGGGAUGUGAGGAGAAAGGGAGCCGAAUAGAGAGCAGGCAGAGAGCGAGGAAAGCGGCGGAGGAAGGGAUGUUUGUGUGUCCGCUGGUCGGUGCUGCAGGUACGGUCACAGCCGGAUAACAGCCUCCAUAGCGCCGCACCGGACCGCGGCCAGUCCGCCUCGGAGUUCCCCCGUUUUCCUCACCACCAAACGCCACGAUGUCCGGCGGGGGAGACGUCCACGUCCUCCGCCAAGACGCCGGCCAAGAGAGUCCGAGGAUGCCGGCCUGGAAGCGAGAGAUCCUGGAGAGACGGAAGGCGAAGGGCGGCGUUUCCGCGGGCAGCCCGGCCCCGGAGCCGAGCCCCGGCGGCGCCGCGGGGUCGCAUCACGUCAACGGGGAUGUAGCGGGGAACGUGAACGGUAACGGCGGUGGUGGCGCGAGGAGCGGCGCGUCCGGCCGGAACUACACCAUCACCACGGCCAGCCAACAUUUCGCCAACAACAAAGAGCCCCGAGCGGCGGCCGAGAGGACGGCGCCGAGGGAGAGCCUGGUGCUCCAGGAGAGUCUGGGUCCGCUGGAGGAGAACCCGUUCAUCAAGCUGGAGAAGGAGCGCCGGAAGCGGCAGGACCGGGAGAACGCCGCCCGCCCGGUCCAGCACAUCCUGGAGCUGUACGGGAGCGUCCCCGGGAUCCGAACCAUCCGGGCCGACAACAUCAUCAUCAUAGAGUCGGAUCCGGACUACUUCCCGGAGGCCGGAGAGAGUAAAGGCUGGCAGCAGAACGGGGUGGACACCUACAGCUCACUGAACGACCUUCUGGACCGGAGAGGCAGCGCCGUGACGGAGAUCAGAGCCAAGGAGGUGGUCAUCUACGACACCACGCUGAGCCGGAGUGAGGAGAACCUCAGCACCCUGGGCCGCCCUGACCCGGAUGGCCCCAGAGACGCCGGGGAGAGCCAAGGCCGGGUCAGCCGGAUCCUCCAGAAGUUCGACUGCAACUACGGGAAGCUUCAGAAGAAGUCGCACAGCACGGAGAACCUUCUAGACCUGGAUUGUAGUGCCAGUGCCAGGCCAAGACAUUGGGCCAAGCCACAGCCAGAUCUGGUGCCAAAGCCCAGGCCAAGUCCGAGCGUCAGCAGCCAGCCAACAUCACCCGUCUUUCAGACUCCUUGGACUUCCAAAGCAAAGCCACAGCCGGAGCUCCACCCGGUCCAGCCUGUGUCGUCCUUCCGGCAGAGGUUUGAAGGGGGCGUCGUCCCCAAAGACGAGCCAGACAGAGGGCAAAGCAAGCCCACCAGGGAGCGCGACUGGGAGGCCGUGGAGGUGUCCCCCAAGCCCAAGGUGCCAUGUUCUCCGGAGACCCGCCGUGCCCGUGCCGAGUCCUCCUCACUGCCCAUCUCUUCGAAGGUCUUGCGUGCGACGUCCGAGUUUGAGAUCCGUCCCUCUCCGAAGCCGGACAUCGACCAGAUCCCAGAGGGGGACACCCAGGCUCGGGCCCUCGCAAACCUCCGUCUGCAGUCCAAGAACUCCUUCACGGGUCCCAAGAGAAACUUGCAAGCCUCGCCUGCGGCCACCAGCCCCAGACCACCAAGUCCGACCAAGUCCUCGCCCUUGCCAGGAGUGCCAACCCCCCCCUCCCCAACGAAGAAGAAAGAAGAGAAAGUUCAGGAGAAGAAGGAACCAGAAGCACCUCCUUCUCCUUCCUCUCCACCAGUCCUGACCUCACCAGCCUCACCAGUCUCUCCGACUCCGAAGCAACCCCUGGACAAACUGCCGGUCACAAACAUUGACGACAUUGAGGUGGAGUCCCCGCAGCGUGUCCCGGUCCCCAGCCCCAUGGUGCAGAGGAAAAAGGGCAACACCUUCACCGUGGUGCCUAAACGAUCGGCGGACCCCCAGAAGAGCCCACCGGAGCCCCAGCAGGAGGCUCCGGCCCAGGCCCCGCCGGGGUCCACGCCCCCGCAGCCCCACGCCCAGCUGGGCAGCCUGCUGAAGAAACGCUACCCUGCUGUGGAGGAGAUCCAGGUCAUCGGAGGGUACCUGAGCCUGGCCAAGUCCUGCCUGUCCAAGACCGGCUCUGUGGGCAAGAAGCUGAAGAUCUCGUUCAACGAGUCGAGCCUCCAGAGCACCUACGAGUAUCCGUCAGAGAGCAGCGUGUGGGACAGCGGCGAGGAGGACGAGGACGACAAGCGGGACGCGACGCUGGCGGAUGAGCAGCCCAGCAUGGUGGGACGUUUCCACAUCCCUCGCCCCAGCCUGGUCGGAUCGCCGGUCCACUCCGAAAACGGGAACGACCUUUCCAGCUACAUUCCCAAACACUCUGUGGACUUUAACACCUGGCAGGAAAACAAAGAAGAAGACAAAGUUUACCAGGAGAAACCCACUUCGCCGCAGGUCACAGAGGAGGUCAUGCUGACUCCGGCGGACAGCUCCUCUCUGUCCGACUACAGCAGCGAACCGGCGCUCUACUUCUGAUGGCCGCGGCCAGACGGCAGCAUCUCCGGAGAUCCGACUGCAGCGCACGGCGCCCCGACCCCGCUGCCGCCCUGAUCCCGCCGCCGGCGUCACGACCCCACUGCCGUCCUGUCGCAGACGUUUCCCAAAGCGACAAACGGGAAUGAAAAAAGGAAAAAACAAAGAGAAAGAAGCAGCUGGGCUGUGUUUCCCCUCUGAUUGAGGACAGUUGAUCUGUCCGACACUUUCGCUGGUUGGUGACGGAGUUCAGUGUUAGGACUUUCUGCUUCUGUGCAGAUUAUACAUAGAAAAACAUGAAGGUAAAAGGGUGCCACAACUAUUUUCUUUUCAAGUUUUUGUACGUGCAUGUUUGAUUUCAGCUUCUGUUUUACUGUAAAGCUUCUCUUUGCCUUUCUUUAGUUUCAGGUUUUCAUGCUGUAUUAAACUUUCUGGAUGUUUUUCUGAGGUGUUUAAAAAAAAAAAAACUUCCCUUCUUCAUUUGGAAGGAGGUGAAGAAGAACGACGGCAUUUUGGGACCGUUGUAGACGGAAAGAAAAACUUACUCCAAAAACAUUUUCUGGAAAAAACUUGGAAAUUUCUGAGCUUGAAAAGUUGAAAAUUGCUUGAAGAAAUUAGAAAUUUGGAUAUUAAUCUCAAAAAUUUUGGGGGGAAAAAACUGACAAUUUCUGACAAUCAAAAAGUAGAAAAAUUGCUGAACAAAACUGAGAAAAUAAAUUUGCUAGAUAAAAUUCCUAUAUUUUAAGAUUAAUCUCAGAAAAGGUUUAGAAAAAACAUUUCAAAUUUCUCAGCUUGAAAAAUCACAAAUUUGCAGAAUUUUUUUUAAGGAUUUUUUUUCUGCAUCGGCCCUGAUUUGCCAUCGUAAAGCCGACACCCGUCGAUCAGUAGCAGCUUUUAUUCCGUAUCGAAUGCUCUGGGGAAAAAAGUGACCUUUGCCAAUUAUAAUAAUAAUAAUGUCUGUAUGUCCAAACGGUCCAAACAAAUCAUGGCUCUGCAGAAUGUGUUAUUGUGAACUUUUCUACCUAUAAAUGUUGCGAUUCUGUGUUUAUUUCUGACUUCUUUUCUGUGAGGUUUUCGUUUGCAUGUGUGAAGGAAACCAGGAGGAAAAACUAGUAACUUGAUUUUAUUUAAAAGUCAGACCACAAAUACUUUGACAUUCCAGUUGUUUUAAUGAUAAAUAAUAAAAAUUAAACAUGAAUCAAUCAUAAAAAUGAACUAGGCAUGGGUUGGUAUUUGCAAAACCAAUUAAAAGCUAAAUUGUAGAAUAUGAUCUAAUUGUCACAUGUAGAGUAUAAGAGCCAUUGGCGGUUCUAGAUGGGGGCCAAUAGGGGCCGUGGCCCCUCUACUGAAUAAAAAAUAUAGAAUCAGUUUCUUAUAAUGAUAUAGAAACUGUAACUAAUUCAUUGAUUCAUCUUCCCUUCACAAUUUAUCAAUUAAUUUACAAUUAAAAUUGUUUUUAGUUUUACCUUCAGAUGUUGAAUAGAUCAAAGUUCUGUCCCGAAUGGAGCUACAUUGGGGACAAUUAUUUUUAACAUUUGUUUAAAAAAUUUUUUAAUGAAGUUUUAAACUGAAAAUUUAUUUUCAUUAAAAGUGGCAAAAAAAAAAAAAAUGGGAUCCCUGAAGAACCCCACACGUAAAGGGAGAAAAAGACCUAAAAUGGUUGAGUUCUUAAUUAAAAGUUACUUUAACAGUGAGGGGUUGAAAUGUCUGAUUUAUUUUUUUCUAUUGUCUCAUUUAAUCUGAAGAAGUAUAAGUAGCCUCAAAGAACUGAGGGGCUGAGAAUGGAGCCCUGAGGAACCCCAAAGUGGAUAGAAAAUUGUCUUUAAUGAGGGAAAAAAAAAGAAUUUCUAUAAUUGAUAUUCUGAUGAAGGAGAACUGGCUGAUCUAACAAAGUGAACAGUUUAACUGUUGGUCGGCCAGCCCAUGCCUACAGGGAACAAAUGGAUUGAGAAAUCCAUUUAUGCUUGAAUUUUGUUUUUUAGAUUUUGUUUUUAUACGAGAUGAUUAUGUUUUUCUUGACCUCAUCAUUGCGCCAACUGAUUAAAGUGUUGCUGUGCCGGCCUCACACUCGUCCCUCCACCAGUAUUCCCCAACUUUCCCUCCACAAUCACCUGGAAUAUUUUCAGUCCUGGAAGCUGGAUUAUCGUUUUUUUAUUUCCUGGAGUCUUUGAUGCUGAAUGUCUUUGCACUGUCAUUCUUUUGUUUUUACGCUGCAUUUUGCACCUGAUGAUGAGUCAUAAAAACAAGCGAUGGAGGAAAUUUGCAGAGCACGAACUGAACCGCUAACCCUGUGAAAAGUAAGCGGUGGUUUUGUUCCUGUGAAAAGCAGAAGGACGCCGUUUUGAAGUGAAACUCUCCAGCCGAACCGGAGGAAUGCACUGCCGAUUUUUGCCAUGCUUGCUUCUGUUUUUAAAUGUUUGUCGCAGCCUUGUAUUAAAGUCUCAUGAUUGUC
Poeciliopsis prolifica (blackstripe livebearer) is the source of this 4935-nucleotide messenger RNA. Its product is annotated as taperin-like. Gene Ontology annotation, molecular function: phosphatase binding. The record is from RefSeq and is a predicted model, not a curated record. NCBI's taxonomy places the organism in Eukaryota, Metazoa, Chordata, Actinopteri, Cyprinodontiformes, Poeciliidae.